AUGGCAGAAGCCGACGUAGCUGAAAAAUCUGCUGAACAAGGAGGACUCGCUCAGGUCACAUUGUUGAUUGUGUGGAUAUUUACAAAAAAUCACAAGUUGCAGAGAAAACCAAGUUUUGAAACAGAUAAGAUUACUUCUACUAAACCAAUAAAUUGGCUUGAGAAAGUUAGAUGUCCUAAAAGAACCGUUCCUAUUCAAAGAAUAACUAAAGAUGAUAUCGCGCAAGAAAAAUCUUUAUUAAAUAAUUCUUUAAUAUAUCAUGAUAGCUCCUCUGGCCAUGAAGCCAAGGUGUCUAUCCAAAAGCGUCCUGCUUUCUAUGGAAUUACAGGAACUACAAGUAUUUAUAAUCCAAGAGUACUUCCUGAAUUAUACAAGGGUAGUGAUUCAACGUUUUUGUUCACAUCAUGGACUUCUGAUGGUUUCAAGAAUACUGGAUGCUACAAUAUGUUGUGCCAAGGUUUCGUUCAAACAAACACAUUAUAUUAUCUUGGUUCAGAAAUACCUAGAACAUCUGUCUAUGAUGGAGAAACAUAUGAGAUGGAAAUUAGCCUUGCACGGGAUCCAGAAAGUAAAAAUUGGUUUUUGGCAAUUGCAACGACGAUUAUUGGAUAUUUUCCUGGAGAAUAUUCUCCAACUUCGAUUACGCGGAUGGAGCGGGAUGGGGUGGAAAAACAAUAA
Messenger RNA from Vicia villosa (hairy vetch), 678 nucleotides. Its product is annotated as protein neprosin-like. The coding region runs from base 1 to 678 and encodes 225 amino acids. Lineage: Eukaryota; Viridiplantae; Streptophyta; Magnoliopsida; Fabales; Fabaceae. The transcript has 7 exons. The record is from RefSeq and is a predicted model, not a curated record.